This is a messenger RNA of Puntigrus tetrazona (Sumatra barb), 9350 nucleotides long. It is a transcript of the gene auts2b, whose product is annotated as activator of transcription and developmental regulator AUTS2 b. The record is from RefSeq and is a predicted model, not a curated record. NCBI's taxonomy places the organism in Eukaryota, Metazoa, Chordata, Actinopteri, Cypriniformes, Cyprinidae. The coding region runs from base 6850 to 9189 and encodes 779 amino acids. The transcript is spliced from 11 exons.
AUGGCAUGAUGAGAAAUCCUCUGGAUUGAGUACAAGGAUGUAAAACACAAGAUCCUUAGAGCCAAUUAGCAUCUAGAUAACUUAGGAGGUGGGUGCGUUCAGGCCAAGUAUGUGCUGGUAAUCUUCCACUUAAUUGGAUAGAGAGUCAGUCGCUCCACAACCAGCCCUCCCAGAAACACUUUAGCCCUGCUGAUUUAUUUAACAAGCCAUUCUCAGUCAUGCAUUUAUUUUUAUUGGCACACUUACACGUUUAAGUCAUGAAGCAUUCAUGAAAACCACAAUCGUUUCUCCCUAUAUCACUCAUCACUAUCAGUUUUUGUUUCUUAAGCGUGCUGAAAUCAAAUCAGAGGCACUUAAGAACUUAACCAGAUUACUUUCAUAGAGUCACCAGCAAUAGUUAAUGGAAUUUACGUCUUUAUGUUAGAGAGGGCGCUUUGGAGACUCUUGUCUGGCAUGGGUCUGGGCUGGAGUUUCACUGGAGCGAUGGGUCACGGCCUUAGGUUAGACUGCUACAGAGGUCCUCAUACGCAAUAUGAUUUUGUGUUUUAGCACUGCUUUUAAAAUAACUUUUAUUUAGCCAAAUCUGAUUGGCUGUCUAAGAUAGCAAAAGGAUGUGAACACAGUACAGCAAUGUUUUGAGAAGCCUAUUAAACCUUAAGCCAUCUUAAUGCAAUUGAGUUAAAGGACGCUUGUCUCAAUCAUAGGGGGAUUAGACAGCUUUCAGGGUCUGUUUUAUUUCUCAGCGUUCUGCCAAAUGCUUCUCGGAAUUGAGUUUUUAAUGAGACAUUACCUCCUUGAAUGACACACAUCAUAUUGUUAAUCCUUUAAAGGUGUGUAUUUUUAGAGUCAACGCUACAGUUCUGAUGGCAUUUAUAGACCGUUUGUCUGGACAUAGACAAUUAUUCAGCUAGGAUUAGAAAAAUAUGAAAACAUUUAUUAUAAGGAACUUGUUAUGUGUGAUGUGAAUUUUUAUAGUGUAUGAAAAACUGUGUGGUAAUGGAGCAGCAUUCAAUUUUAGCCAACAAUAUUGAAUAAUCAGUGGAAAUGCAUAAAAAAUAAAUAACAGCAGUAGAUAAAUUCUAUAUUCUUUUUACAUUUCUCAAAUAUUAAAUGAUUUCAUAAUGAUUAAGAAUAAUGAUAAAAUAAUUGUUAAGCAUUAAAUAAGUAUUAUCAACAUUUCUUUUACUUGAAUGGCACUUAUGAUUGUCAAUAUGCAGUUCUUUUGAAUUUUAUAUUCAUCAAGUAUUAGAAAAAGUAAUAGUAUCACAAUUUCCACAAACAUAUGAUGCAGCACAGCUCUGUUUUCAACAUUAAUAAUAAUAAUAAUAAUAAUAAUAAACAUUUCUUGACCAAAAAAAAAAAAUCAGCAUAAUAGAAUGAUAUCUAAUGAAUCAUGUGAUGAUCAGGUAAUGAUUGCAAAUGUUUGGGUUUUUUUGCAUUUCUGGCACAGGAAUAAAUUACACAUUAAAAUACAUUAGUAAAGAAUGGUUAUUUUAAACUGUAAUAAUAUUUCACAAUAUUUACUUGUAUUAAUGCAGCAUUGUCGAGCAGAAGAGACUUUUAAAAAAAAAAAAAACAUUACAAAAUCUUACGGACCCCAAACUUCUGAAAAAUGGUGUAAAUUACAAAGCAGAUUUUUUAUAUUAUAAUAUCCCUCACUGACCAUACUUAAUAUCCCCCACAUGAUACUAGACUAUGUUUAACCUUCAGUACUUAUGGUUGUGUGUUGUCAAUGCGAAUACGAGCAUGCUCGCCAAGGGGCUAUGUAAUCUAUUCGCCCCAAAAACUCGGCUGUCAAAAGUUGACAGCUUCCCUCAGCACAUCGCAGUCGUAACGCGUUUCUGCCAGGAAUAACUGAACCGCUAUUCACAGAGCUGUCUUUGCAUCAUUCCACGGUUUUGGCCGAUGUGCAGUGACUGGCCCGGAUAGAGGCUUUUUCGCGUUCCUGCGAUGCUUGUUAAGGCUGCGUUAAGAUUACACGCUACCCAGGGCCCCGAAUGCAUUUCACAGGCAUGAUCGCUUUCAAAGUAGAAGUGAAACUAUUCAAGGCCGUGGUAUAAUCUGUUCAUCCCCUGCCCGUUGCAGACAUAGGUAUACAUGUUAGUACAACGACGUCUGUGAGAUAGGCAGUCAGAACAGAGUUGGCAUUGUUCACGGGGGUAACCCGAGCCGGGACGGGCCCAAGCAUCGGGGGAUAGUGUAUAGCCGAGAUCGGCGCUGUUGAGAGAUCAGCGAGACAGCUGAGUGUUUGGAGCUUUCAGCACAACUCAAAUAAACACUUUGACUACCCAACUUUAGCGCUCCCAGCUCUCACACACGUUACAGCCAUGACUGACCGCUGCGAUAAGGCUCACAACGAGCCCUUUAUCGUCAGUGAAGUGUCUGUUAUAUAGCUGAGGAUCCGAGUCUCUAACUGGCGCUCCAGGGGCUCGGUUUCUCAGAAGCGGGAGGUACAGCACAUCCCACAGGCAUCAGGAGACCUACAUCCCCAUCACUAAUCUCAGACUGAGCGAAACCCCAGCGCUGAAUAAUGAAACAGGUCUACGCUGAGCACCGUCGUCUAUUGUACCGUCUGUGGGAGAACGCAGUAGUUUCGCUCAAAGCAAUUUAUACAUCCUUAGUCUGCGUCCUGAACUGGCCUUUCUCAUCAUCCUUUGGGAAGGGAUUACGUUGUAAUAACAUAAGAUGACUUGCUCAAAUACAGCUUGAUUCUGUCAUAUGCUGUCUAUGGCUGAUGAAAUGAGGUUUUGGGGGAGGAAUUGCACUUUUGUACAAGCUGUUUGGAUUUGGAGCUUUAAAACUGAGGAGAGGGUGGAUACGUUUACUGCAAAGAUAAUGAGAUUAGUGUAUGAUUUGUAGUGUACAAUGUAGGAAAACUUUUUUUAAUCAUGAGAUGUAUUGGACAUCUUGGUUACAUCCCAUCGAUGUAUAAACAACGAAAAAAAUAAAAAAAAGGACAUUUCUGAUAAGACUAAACUUGGGUUCAUUUAUUUAUUCUUUUUAAAUGAAUGUAAAAGACACACCAGAGUGAGUAAAAACAGCAGAAAAUUCAAAUUAAUUCAACUUAAAAUAAAUUGUACAAAUAUUUUACAAUAUUACUUAUUUUAAUAUUGGUUACAAUAUUAUUACUUUACAAUAUGACUAUGAUUAUGCAAGUAGGAUUUUAUUUUUUGUUACAGUAUUUAUAUUUAGCAAAAAAGACAAGAAGUAAAUACUAUUUGGCAGCAGUUCACCAUAAUGUGUAGUUUCCUUAGCGUGUUCUUUGUGUGUUUUCUGUUCUUUUUAAAGAUAAUAAUAAUAAUAUUAUCUUGGCAGAGAUGUUGCUGAGAUUUACUUUGAAACUCAUAAAGCAUGACUUAGAUUUAAGUCUUUUCUAAGGCAAAAAACAUAGAUAACAAUACCUAAGGCUUUAUGUGCACCUAUUUAAAUGUUCUGGGGAAGACAUAUUCACUAAUAAUUCAGAGUUCUCCCUCAAUAAACUAAUUUGCUGCUUAUUAAUAGUUAGUAAGACAUUUGUUAUAAGUUUAGGUAUGGGGUACGAUUAAGGGAUGUAAAAAUUGUUAUACUAAAUAAUAUGUGCUUUAUAAGAGCAAAUAAACAGCCGAAGUAAUCUAGUAAUAUGCAUGCGGCUAGUUAACAGAAUUGCUUCUUAAAAUAAAAGCGUUACCAAAUACUGUAACCAAAAACUUUGUACAAUCCCACUUUGAUAGCUGAGACAUGCACGUAUUACAGAUUUGAUCCAUAAAAAUCACAGUAAGCAUAAAAAAUCCUAUGCAUACCACCCAGCUGGCUUUCUGCUUUGAUGUAUUAAAUGGAAAAGGGGGAGAGAGAGAGACAGAGAGAAAGAGAGAAAGAGAGAGAGAGAAAGGGAGAGAGAGAAAGGGAGAGAGAGCACUGCCAUAAAGGAAGUGUUCGCUUAGUCUGUGUGAUACCCAACACCACAGACUGUGAUCCUGCAGAAAGACUGGCAAGUUGAGAAUACAGAGAGAUACUGUUCCCCUGUGUCUCAUUCAAGAGCUGUUGAACGCCUGCUGAACGCUGCACCAGAGAAAACUCUCUAAACCUGCCAGAUUACAGCAUGCUCCGACACAUUUCUAGUGGACUCCUACACGAUUCAGGGCUGUGAAGAGCACGGAAAUACAAAGGUAGGAGUUUUUGUUGGGUUUUUUUUAGCCGUUUUCAGUCGAUGACUAAUUCCGAACGUAGUAGUUUGAGUGUUUGUUUUGACACAUUUCAACGACACAAACCCACACAGCAAAACCCGACCGCAUGGUGGUCAAAGAAUUGUUGAAGUGUCAGAGAGGUGCAGUCGAACAGAUGCACCUUCGCUGAGUGGGCUUCGUUCGCAGCGAGCUAAAACCCACGUGGGAACCUGUCAGCACACAAGAACAACUGUUUCUCAGUUUGAGUCAUUUGCCAACUGUGCCCUAGCAAUAACGCAAGCGGCCCUCGGUGCCAUCGGAUGAUUUAUGAGACGUCUCCCGCCAUCUGCGAGCGCAAAACCGCAGAGGGACGGGCUACGGUAAACACUCUCAUGAUUCGGAGAUUAUGAGGAGUUUUUAGGAGGGCUUACCUGCGCUCCGCCUGAGCCGCGCUCGUCUACUUUUGUAUGCGCACAAAGCUCCCUCCAACUGCUCCUUCACGAGAUUAAGAGCUUUCCCCUGGCACCCUGUCAAGGACGAAAUUUAAAGAACACGAGUGUUUAACCUCCAGCUAAUCUUGUCUUUGUGAGAAUGAAGGGAUUAGACCAUUCGUUUCUGCAUGCCUGGAAGGGUUAGGCCAGUAAUGGGCUUGAUGAAUGACAAAAAUGGCUCGGGAAGGGAGCUGCCAACUGACACAGGAAGACAAAUUCGCUGGUGGCCUGACAGCUCCAAAAAGAGGCUUAGCUUAAUUCCUGACCUGCAUCAAAAUAGAGCAUUACCAUGCCAUGACACUAAUUGAAAACAAGCAGUUUAAGCGAAACCCGUCUUAUAAACGCUAGCCAAACGGUUUUGUUUCUUGGUUAUUGCGUCGUCUGAUGGAAGGGUACAUCGGCACAUGCUGUUCUUUGAUUAUACGGGAUGCAAAUUAGAUUUAAACACCAGUGCCAUUAUGAGGGUCUAUUAAGGACUCUGUGUGCUUAUUAUUUAGCUUUACUCGAUUAGUCUGUAGCCGGUUCAGCCAUGUGGCCUGUAUCGCUCAUUACGGACUAGUCUGUUCUCCUCCCUUGAGGCUCGUGCGUUCAUCUCAUUACAGAUCUGAAAGUAUGGCGUUCAGUUUUUCCACACAGCAUUUACCGUUCCCAACGUUUGAGUGACCCCUGCAGCCGUGUCAUCCGAUUCAAUACAAACAGCUCAUCACAAGGGAUUUGGAGCUCAGCUCAGGCGAAUAAGUUGUUCCUUGUGUUUCCCUCCUCCGUGGACCCCCGGUGUUCGCGAAAGGAGGUCUGCCCCUCGGAGAAGCUAACAAUCCAUUAUGGGGCUCUCAAAAGACCUUUCACUAUAGAUACAGCAGUACUGGAGAAAAGGCCCAAAUUGACAGCUCUACACAAAAGAGAUUUACUGCUCUGCUUUAUGUGCAUGAGUGCUGUUCAAAAGGAGGUAAUUGCAGGUUGUAUAGAUGGGCCAAUCCCUAAGGGAUUUCACCCCUUCAUCACAUUUGCAUUUACUAUUAGCGCCCCCCCGGGAGGGACCAGUAAAUGUCACGGUGAAAGCGACGUCAUCAGCGGUAUGGCUGUGCGUGAAAAGGCCAAUGCUGUAAAAACAGAAUUAUAUCCAACUCAUUUUUUUUUUUGCAAGAUCUAAAAAGUAUCUUAAUGAAGUACUCACUGAAAGGAAAAAAAAAUACAAUACAAUAAAAUAACUGGAUUUUAAAUAAUGGUAUUUUGUGACUGCAAAGCUGAAAAUUAUGCAUCAUUACUGUAUAUUAGUCUAGUAAGCUGAUCUGCUGCCCAAUAUUUAUUAUUACAAAUUUAUUAAGUUUUGCUACUUAAUACUUUUUUCAGGAUUCUUUAAUGAACAUCAUUCAAAAGAACAUAAUUUUACACUUUUAAUCAAUUCAUGGCACUAUUAAGGAAAAAAAAGUAUUCAAACAUAAACAUUGGUGUACUGGUGUUUUAUGUUAAUUUGUCAGAUUUAUGGUUAGUACUACAGUAUUAUCUCAAUGUAUGUAGUUUCAGCAAUGCUCAUAAAUGUUUGAAGUAAUAGUAGUCCAAGAAUGCUCAUUAAUAUCAGUGUGAACUGUAACCCAUUUUUUCCCCAUAAUGUGACAUUUACAACAAAAAAUUUAACAGCGGAAUUUAAUGUAAAUCAGGAAUGUGUGUGAAAGUUGUAUUUAAAAAAAUUUCUUCAACCAUAAUUUCUUAUUUAAAUUAUUCAUAUUUAUUUUAAGUUUUCAUUAACUUUUACAGACGUACCAUGAGCUGUGAAUGUAAAUGUAUAGUAUAUUAUUUAAUUAAACCCAUUAAAAAUAGUUCUUUAAAAGUAUUCAAGCUAACAAUAUAAAAAAUUCUGAAAUGAUAAAAACUUAUGACUUUAUAUUUAGGGACUAGAAUUUCACACAGUGUAGCAUUAUGACAGUGAGUAUCUUGUACUUAGAGAACCCAUGAGUGUUUUAGCCACUUUAAUUAUCUGGCCCAGCAUGCCAUGUGUUGACUCAGUAUUUUUUAUUGACCUGCAGGUCUUGCUGAUGUUGCUAAUAACACAAAUGCGAGAGCAAAAAACAACGAGCAAAAUGGCACAAGGAGGAAACCAUUAGAACCCAAGAAAGACUGAAGGAACAAGCUGUUUGUAGUCACUUUUGUGCACUUGGAGUGCAUCAGCACGAGUAAAGAAGAGCAUUGUAAUCACCCCCCUCUCUAAACACCUCAACAUGUUUGCCCCAACGACAGCCCUGCCUCCUCCUCCUUCCCUUCUAACAGGAAGUGCUCUGCCAGUGCCCAGCGCACCAGCAACAGCUCCAUACACAGAUCAUGACCUCCUGCGACAGGAGUUAAACUCUCGCUUCCUGGCCUCCCAGACUGUCGAUCGAGGAGGGGCUCUAGCUCCCCCGGCAUACCUGCGCACCGAGUUCCACCAGCACCAGCACACACACCAACACACACAUCAGCACACCUUCACUCCAUUCCCACAAUCCAUCCUGCCCAGCCCAGCAGCACCACUGGUGCGUACCCCUGCCAGACAAUUUGACAAAUAUCCUGCUAAAGUGGACACCUUCCAUAGACACAACUUGGUCCCGUCCUAUCCGUCAGUAAUGACUGGAAUACCUCCUAUGGUUCCACCUGCUGGACCAUUCAGCUCUCUCAAGGGAGCUUUUCAGCCCAAGGCUUCCAACCCACUGGAUGUGGUGUCAAGACCAGGAUCUGUGCCACACCAACUUUUACAGAAAGACUCCAGACUUCUUGACCCCAUGUGUCCUAAACCAAAGGUAAAGUUUACAUGUAAUUAUUCAACUUCUUUUUUCAAUUUAGUAAAAUCACAAUUCACUAAUCUAUCCAUUAUGCACUGUUUUCUUCAGAAACCUGGGAAGUGGUGUGCAAUGCAUGUCCACAUUGCAUGGCAAGUUUACCAUCAUCAGCAAAAAAUUAAGAAGCAGAUGCAGAUUGAGCCGCAUAAAUUAGACUUUGGUUUUAAGCCCGAGUUUCUGAAUCGGUCGCCUGGCUCGAGCUUCAUGGGACUGCAGCCACGUGAUUUACCCCGUCCUUCCACCAUCCUCUCUAAUGCAGGUCCCACACACCCUUCAGUUGCACCCUAUGGACCCUUACCGCAUACCCCAAACAAUCUUCACAGUGUAAUCCCUCAUCAUGAGUCUCUUAAUAAGCCACUCACUUUUGGAGGCCUGAGUACAUUGAGCUCAUCUGCUUUUGGAGGACUAGGAAACCCAUCACUAACACCAAAUGCAGCACAUGGGACUAAAGAUGGCAAAGCGAUUUCAACUUCAAGUGGACAACUGGAGACCUGGAACAGAUUGCACCAGACACCUUCAUCCUUCCCAACGCCCCCUCUGUGUCCAAGGCCUUCUGAGACUGAGAGAGCUCCCUCCAUCCCAGACAAAGCAGCAAUUAAAAGAGAUUCCCUAGACAACAAAGAUGACAAGGAACGGGAGCCAAAAGAGAAAUCAAAUGGAAGGCAUUUGUCCCCCAUGAGGAAUAGUCCACUGGACAACAAACAACCAACAGAGUCUUUUAAAAGUUCCUCUCCUGAUGAACCCAAGGAAGAGGAGCCGGCAAGAGAGAAAACUCAAGCCCAAGAGCUUCCACAACAAACUCGAGACACUGAGGAGCCCAAACACAAAGACAUCCAAAGUGACAAAAGAGAAAAGGAUGUCAAAGGUGAGCAGCAGCAACCCGCUGAGGACAAGCCAGCAGGAAAAGAGAGUUCAUCACCCAAGCAACAGAGAGAGGAUCUCAAGCGGCCAAACAGUGAUAGCCAACCCUGGGAGCCAGCUGAGAAGAAGAUUAGAGUCGAGUAUGAACCACAUGCCAAGAGCAGCAAGGUGAGAGUGAAGGAGGAGAAGAGAGACGACCAGGACCAUGAAGUUAUAACACACCACAAAGUUUUGGAAAAACAGUGGCAGGAUCCCAGAGGCCCUCUUAUUAACCCUUCACCUCUUUCCACUCUUCCUUUGCCAAUAGCAAUCCCAACUGGCCACCCUGGUCUUGACAGGACUAGGCUGGUCUCACCUUUUCUGGGAAUGGGUCCAUUACCUGGAGCCGAGAGGCUGCCUUAUUCACCUCAGCACUGGGAAUCUAUGCGGAAUGUUUAUCGAGGUUUAGAUCUUCCUCGUAGGGACUCCUUGGGCAAAGACCUCUUAAUAAGAACCGACCCCCUGCAACGUGUCAUGAUGGGGCACCCUGUUUACCCACGAGAGCCAUUUCUGCAGUCCAUGGCCCUGGAGCAAAGGAGUCAUCUAGAGGAACGACAGCGCCUGGCCUUCCUGAGAGAAGAAAGCGAGCGUAGCCGCCUGCUGGCUAUGCAUCAUACUGCACUGGAUCCUCACUUAGCACCUCCAGGACUCCUCGCAGCGGGUUACCCCAGCACAGGGCUCCCACAUUACGCCUCGCUUAGUAGGACUCUACCAGCUGCUUAUGUACAUGCCCAACCACAUCCACUUUUUCCAAUGCUGGCAGCACGGCCAGGGUCUCCGAGACGGAUGACCCCUCUUACAGACAGACCUGUUUCGCACCCACACAGAGACACUGAGACUCGGUGAGCUUGACUUAAUCAGAAACUAAUGGACUUAUAUAUAUCAAGCACUUCAUGUGAAAUAACGUGUAGUCGAAAUGUACAGUGUUGGAAAUGACUUUUUUUUUUUUUUUUGGUCAAAAAAAAACCAAACAAAAAAAACAUUAAAAUGACUUCUGAGGAAAAAAA